CCAGUAGCAGUCAAGCAAGCUAAUUCCCUCCACCCACAAUUUAGACUAAUAAAUAACGCCUUGACUCAAAUCACCAGCUUUAAACUCUUGGUGGCAGCCUCUGGAAAGAGCAGCUUCCUGAGUUUUCAACAUCUUAUUAAAUGUCAGUUUCCCAGCUGAGCCUUCUCUAGUAAUUGAAAAAUGUGGUGGAUUCUGCUUUUCUUAGAAUGGCUUGUGGACUGGGCUCGUGGCACAUACUGGUAUCUGUUUGGCAGAAGAAGUGGCCUUUGCAAGGGGACUAUCAGCCCUCUAGGCCCACUAGAUAUAGAUCAAAACAAAAAAGACAGAUUUCUUCGGAAAGAGUUUGAUGAAUUUGAAGUACCUAAAAACUUGGACGUUAUUGUGAUUGGUAGCGGUAUUGGUGGUUUGACAGCAGCAGCAGUUUUAGCCAAACUAGGAAAGAAAGUCCUGGUGCUGGAGCAAGAUAAACCGGCCGGAGGCCUGUGUAAGACCUUCACCGAGAAAGGCUUUGAGUUUGACUGUGGCUUCCAUUAUUUGGGACAACUUCAUGAGAAUAGCUUCUUGAAAGUUGCAUUGGAUCUGAUCACUGAUGGCCAGGUGCAUUUUGCUGAGCAGAGUUCCCAUGUGGACACUGUCGUUAUUGGUACAGGAACUCAACGUAAAGAAUACACUAUCUACAAUGGUAAGAAGCAGAUGGAGGCUCAUCUUAAAAAGCAGUUUCCAAAUGAUAAUAAAGCAGUGGAGGAGCUCUUCAAAAUCAUGAAGAUCUGUUCUAAGAAGAUCCAUCUGCUGUGUAUGCUGAAGAUGGUCCCACUCUGGUUUGCUCGCUUCAUCCUAUGGAGUGGAAUCGCUGAUUUAAUAUCCCCAGUUUUCAGAUACUCCCGCACCAGCACAACAGAUGUAGUCAAGUCUCUUACCAGCAACCAGGACCUCCUUACAGUGUUUUCUCAAAUAUUUUAUGGUGUCCCACCCAAAAACUCCAGUUGCAUGAUUGACGCCCUCUUCCUGCACCAUUCUAAGCGUGGUGUCUACUAUCCUAAAGGUGGUGCCAGUGAGAUCCCAUACCACAUCAUUCAGGUUAUGGAGAAGAAUGGAGGGAAAGUCCUAGUCAAUGCUCCUGUGUCCAGCAUUCUAGUAGAUGGAAAACAAAAUGCAUGUGGAGUGACUGUGAAGAGUGGAGGUAAAGAUGUUGAAGUUCGGGCUGCUGUGAUUAUUUCUAAUGCUGGUGUGUUCACCACCUUCAAGACUCUUCUGCCUCCAGAGGUCCAGGCAAAUCCAGAGGCCCAAGACUAUCUAAAUACCCUGAAACCAGGCAAAGGAUUUUUCCAGCUCUAUGCAGGCUUUAAUGCAACUAUGGAAGAACUGGGCAUUUCUUCAACUAACAUGCGACUCUAUAAGAGCAACAACAUGGAUGAAAUGAUGGAAGAGUACUUCAAUUCAGACAAGGAAGCUGCACCUGACAACAUCCCCAUGAUGUACAUUUCCUUCCCCUCUGCUAAGGAUCCCACUUCCUGCACUCGUUUCCCAGGACAGUCCCGUAUGGUGAUCCACACUAUGGUCAAUCCAAAGUGGUUUGAACAGUGGAGCAACAUCAGUGAGACUGAAAGGGGUGAAGACUAUGAAAAAUACAAGAUGAGAUUUGCUAAUCAUCUUUUUGACUGGGCUUGUGUCCACUUCCCCAAGCUGAAAGAGAAGUUGGCAGUGUUGCAUGCAGUCACUCCUAUUACCAUGCAUGGACUGGGGGCCUCAUAUGGGUCAAUGCUGUCUGCAGAGCACAAUUUAGGGCGAUACCAGCCUCUGAACAUUGCUAUGACCAGGUGCAACACGCCUGUUAAGAACCUCUACCUGACAGGGCAAGAUGUUUUCUCUGCUGGUUACUCUGGUGCUCUACAUGGUGGACUUCUCUGCGCUUCAACUGUUAUGGAUCAAUGUCUGUAUGUUGACCUCCUGAUCCAACAAAAGAAACUAAAGGGGAAGGUGGUCAAGAAACUAGAGUGAGAGUUUGAGGGAUGAUGUAUUUGUACUCCUUUUAUUUUGCUGCACAUUUGUCAUCUGCUGCAACUCCUCUGAAUAAAGAUGUGAAUAUUGCACAAUG
Labeo rohita (rohu) is the source of this 2095-nucleotide messenger RNA. RefSeq names its product inactive all-trans-retinol 13,14-reductase-like. The transcript has 11 exons. Gene Ontology annotation, molecular function: oxidoreductase activity. The record is from RefSeq and is a predicted model, not a curated record. NCBI's taxonomy places the organism in Eukaryota, Metazoa, Chordata, Actinopteri, Cypriniformes, Cyprinidae. The coding region runs from base 181 to 1998 and encodes 605 amino acids.